AUGAAGCUCACGUUGUGGGUGGUAUUGGCCCUCCUGACCCUGUGUCUCGCUUUCCAGCAGCGCCUUGAGUACACCGAUGGUGGCGACCUCAACGAUACCGAGAUCGCCCGAAGGUGUCUUUACAACGCCUUCUUCCAGUCAAACCACGAACUGGGUGUUGACACAUCAAAGAGAUGGUCGCUCCUAGACACAGCAACUUGGGGUUACAAGAUGAAAUAUGCUCUCCCUCCAGCUGUACGCAAUCUAGGGGCAGAUGGCCUUCCACCCAGCAGCUACGGAAUUGCAAGGGCGCUCGACAGUCUGAGGAUAUCUAACAGAGAUUGGCAAGAUGGAGGAAGCCUCACGACGAUGGCUAUCAACCACUUUGACGCUACACAGUUUACACAGAUCCCGGCAAAAACCCUCGACCAACAGACUUAUCCAAAGCCUAGAAGCCAAACCGGCGAGCGUAAUAGGUACACAGGCAUGUAUUUGACAUGGGGAUACAGUGUCGCCAAUGGAGUCAUCUAUAACUUGUUCCAAAAAAGUACCGUCACCGCUGCUUCCGAACGUAUACCUCUAAUUCUAGAGGGACAACUUCCUGAGCUACGUAACAUGGCGGAUCUGCAGUAUGUCACGUGGGAGAGCAGUGCGAGAGCACUAGGCCCCGAAGCAAUCAAGAAGCUCGAGUGGUAUUUCGUGGCAAGCAUCCUCAAUGAAGAGACCCGACAGAUCAUCAGGGGAGCGCUCAUGCAUCUUUUGCGCACUGGUUUCGACGAACCGCUCCUCCCAUGGCCCGGACGUUGGAUCUCUAUCACCACCAAUAGUGGUCUGGCUAUCCUGGGAAGUGAGCUUGGAAAAACACUCGGCUAUUUUCUCGCUUUCCACAAAGAAAAUCUGGGUAAUAUGUGGGUGGAUGGAGUGGUAGUCUUCCAUGGGGAUACGGAUCAUAAGGCUGCUUGCCUGGCAUUCCACGUACGGCAACCUGCACGUCGCCCUUUCCUGCAAUUCGAAUUUGAUCUAAGUGAUCCGGGUAGGAACCCACCGGACUCACCGCAGAGGAUGAUUCCGGAUCCUCGAGGUUCCUGA
Didymosphaeria variabile is the source of this 1068-nucleotide messenger RNA. RefSeq lists its product as uncharacterized. Bases 1 to 1068 code for a protein of 355 amino acids. Lineage: Eukaryota; Fungi; Ascomycota; Dothideomycetes; Pleosporales; Didymosphaeriaceae. The record is from RefSeq and is a predicted model, not a curated record. The transcript has 2 exons.